Messenger RNA from Pipra filicauda (Wire-tailed manakin), 2158 nucleotides. It is a transcript of the gene PTPN11, whose product is annotated as protein tyrosine phosphatase non-receptor type 11. The record is from RefSeq and is a predicted model, not a curated record. Gene Ontology annotation, biological process: protein dephosphorylation. The transcript is spliced from 16 exons. The coding region runs from base 125 to 1906 and encodes 593 amino acids. Gene Ontology annotation, molecular function: protein tyrosine phosphatase activity. Lineage: Eukaryota; Metazoa; Chordata; Aves; Passeriformes; Pipridae.
CGCGCUCCGGGUCCCGAGGCCGCCGCUGUUCGCGCUCCCCGCAGGCCCCGCCGGGACCCCGAUGUGAGCGGCGGGCGGGCACGGGCGGCCCGGGCACCGCCACCCGCCGGGGCUCCGCGGGAAGAUGACAUCGCGGAGAUGGUUUCAUCCAAAUAUUACUGGGGUGGAGGCAGAAAACCUGCUGUUAACAAGAGGGGUGGAUGGCAGCUUCCUGGCACGGCCCAGCAAAAGUAACCCAGGAGACUUUACCCUCUCUGUCAGACGAACUGGAGCCGUGACCCACAUCAAGAUCCAGAACACAGGGGACUACUAUGACCUGUACGGGGGAGAGAAGUUUGCCACGCUGGCUGAGCUGGUCCAGUACUACAUGGAACACCAUGGGCAGCUCAAGGAGAAGAAUGGAGAUGUCAUAGAGUUGAAAUAUCCACUGAAUUGUGCUGAUCCUACAUCAGAAAGGUGGUUUCAUGGACAUCUCUCUGGAAGAGAAGCUGAAAAGCUCUUAACAGAGAAAGGAAAACAUGGAAGUUUCCUUGUGCGGGAGAGCCAGAGCCACCCUGGGGACUUUGUCCUCUCUGUGAGGACAGGAGAUGAUAAAGGAGAGAGCAAUGAUGGCAAAUCCAAGGUGACACAUGUCAUGAUCCACUGCCAGGAGCUGAAAUACGACGUUGGUGGAGGGGAGAAGUUUGACUCUCUGACAGACCUGGUGGAACAUUACAAGAAGAACCCCAUGGUGGAGACUUUGGGCACAGUGUUGCAGCUCAAACAGCCCCUGAACACGACCCGAAUUAACGCCGCCGAGAUCGAGAGCCGCGUGCGGGAGCUCAGCAAACUGGCCGAGACCACGGACAAAGUCAAGCAGGGCUUCUGGGAGGAGUUUGAGACUCUGCAGCAGCAGGAAUGCAAACUCCUCUACAGCCGUAAGGAAGGGCAGCGCCAGGAGAACAAGAACAAAAAUAGAUACAAAAACAUCCUACCCUUUGAUCACACCAGAGUUGUUCUCCACGAUGGGGAUCCCAAUGAACCUGUUUCAGACUAUAUCAAUGCUAAUAUUAUUAUGCCUGAGUUUGAAACCAAGUGCAACAACUCAAAGCCAAAAAAAAGCUACAUUGCUACUCAAGGUUGCCUACAGAACACAGUGAAUGAUUUCUGGAGGAUGGUGUUCCAGGAGAAUUCCAGAGUUAUUGUUAUGACCACAAAAGAAGUGGAAAGAGGAAAGAGUAAAUGUGUCAAGUACUGGCCUGAUGAAUAUUCCCUGAAGGAAUACGGGGUGAUGCGUGUCCGGAAUGUUAAGGAGAGCGCAGCACAUGAUUACACGCUAAGAGAACUUAAACUUUCUAAAGUUGGGCAGGGGAACACAGAGAGAACAGUCUGGCAGUACCACUUCAGGACCUGGCCCGACCACGGCGUUCCCAGCGAUCCUGGCGGUGUCCUGGACUUCCUGGAGGAGGUGCACCACAAGCAGGAGAGCAUUCCUGAUGCCGGACCAGUCGUGGUCCACUGCAGUGCUGGGAUCGGACGAACAGGAACGUUCAUUGUGAUUGAUAUUCUUAUUGACAUCAUCAGAGAAAAAGGUGUGGACUGUGAUAUUGAUGUUCCAAAGACCAUCCAGAUGGUGAGAUCCCAGAGGUCAGGAAUGGUGCAGACAGAGGCCCAGUACAGGUUUAUUUACAUGGCAGUGCAGCACUACAUCGAAACCCUCCAGCGCAGGAUCGAGGAGGAGCAGAAGAGCAAGAGGAAAGGUCACGAGUACACAAACAUUAAAUAUUCUUUAUCGGACCAGACGAGUGGGGAUCAGAGCCCUCUCCCACCCUGCACCCCGACCCCAACCUGUCCAGAAAUGAGAGAAGAUAGUGCUAGAGUAUAUGAAAAUGUGGGGCUGAUGCAACAGCAGAAGAGUUUCAGAUGAGAAGAUGUUCGGAGCCUCCCAUGCCAAGGCAGAAAUUAAUCUGGUUUUUAAAAAGGUCAAGAAAGAGAUGGAAGAAGCUUCACAUGAACAGUGAACUCUGAGGGCUUGGUACCUUUUUAUUUACGGUUUUAAUCCUUCAACAGUAGGCAAAACUUCAGACCAUCUAAAGAUUGGUUUUUAUCUCUUCUCUCCAAUACCUGAUUUGCUCAUUUUCCAAAUAAAAGGAAAUCCCUUCUACAAUGUAGACAACUA